This is a messenger RNA of Cladophialophora psammophila CBS 110553, 1245 nucleotides long. RefSeq lists its product as uncharacterized. NCBI's taxonomy places the organism in Eukaryota, Fungi, Ascomycota, Eurotiomycetes, Chaetothyriales, Herpotrichiellaceae. Bases 1 to 1245 code for a protein of 414 amino acids. Gene Ontology annotation, molecular function: CAAX-protein geranylgeranyltransferase activity. Gene Ontology annotation, cellular component: CAAX-protein geranylgeranyltransferase complex. The record is from RefSeq and is a predicted model, not a curated record. Gene Ontology annotation, biological process: protein geranylgeranylation. The transcript is spliced from 5 exons.
AUGGCGGCGGAAGAGGACUGUCUCCUUGAUAGGGAGCGCCACAUCAAGUAUUGGAAACGGUGUGCGCAGAUCCUGCCCGAACCCUACACGUCUGGUGAAGCCAGCCGAAUGAGUUUCGGCUUCUUUAUUGUCGCCGCGUUGGAUCUGCUGGGGGCACUUGACACUGUCAUUACGCCGUCCGAGAAGCGAGGCUGGAUUGAAUGGAUCUACACCUGUCAGGUCCCUCACACAGGCGGCUUCAGAGGUUUCACAGGGACAAUGCUAGGCGGCCAGAGAAGUUACCACAACUGGCACUGGGAUCCGGCUAAUCUGCCAAAUACCUACUUUGCACUGGUUACGUUGGUGAUUUUGGGAGACGACCUUUCCAGAGUCAAGCGGAGAGAAUGCCUUGCCUGGGUGGCAGGGUUGCAAAGGCCGAAUGGCAGUUUUGGGGAGUUUCUGGGAGAAAACGAUGUGGUGGAAGGGGCAGACGAUCCACGACACUUCAUGUGCGCCGUGGGAAUCAUCAAAAUAUUGCAAGGAAACGGGGAGCAUGCAGAAAGGCCGGGCUUCGACGAAGCAGGCUUGCAGAGGUAUAUUGCCAAUUGCCAGUCUCAUGAAGGCGGAAUCGGCCAAGCUCCUCUUCUUGAAGCUCACUCCGGGCUGAACUAUUGUGGCAUCGCGACACUCUCAUUUCUCGCCCUGCUUCAGAAACCCGCGGUGUCCGUGCAAGAGAUGGCGGAACGAGCCAACGUCGACACCUCCAUCUGUACCCGAUGGAUGCUGGAUCGACAAACAACCUGGAUAGAAGAGGACGAGGACGAAGAUGAGGACGAAGACAAUCAACGUGGAGACCGCGCCGAUAUUGAGACCAAGCAAGAAGCAGCACAACCAUUGUCGCCCGAUGUGUCCAAGAUGCAGAUCAGCUUGGUCGCGCAGAAGCCGAUUGCUGGAUUUUGCGGCCGCUGUGGGAAGAUUGCAGACACCUGUUACUGCUUCUGGAAUGUGGGAGCUCUCGCCAUCCUGCAACAGCAUCAUCUGGUUGAUGUCGACUCACUAAGGAGAUAUCUCCUGGGGAAGGUCACCCACAUAAUCGGAGGAUUUGCGAAGAGCCCUGGCGAACUGCCGGAUCUUCUGCACUCAUAUCUAGGGCUCGCAACGCUGGCAAUAUACAACGAGCCCGGAUUGAAGGAGCUGGAUCCCACAUUUUGUAUCAGCAAAGACGCUGUAGAAAGAUUGACGAAGGUAGCAGGGUGGCGAAACUAA